AUGUUAUACAACUGUGUAUCGACGCCGCCACCUGCCAAACCCCCUGAUGCAGUGGCCCGGCAGCCUGAAACCCGCCUCCAGCGCAUUUUAAUUCCAAAAUUUCCUUCCGAAUUAAGGAAACCGUCUUGCCAUUCCAGCCAUAAAUUUGCAUGUGCAGCCACAUUAGCAAUAAUUUACGAGUACGAACCGGCGGCAUUAACCCGCCACCGGUUCAGGUGUAGUAAUAAACCAGACCUUGGUAUUAUCGAGCAGUUUGCCAAUACUUUCGCGUUUCGGGCUAAGCAGCCCAUGGAAGUAUUCCCCGGCACCAUCCCGCAACCUUUCCGACACCUUAUUUGCCUCGCUACAUCCGGUCGUGCUCACUUCCCUACGAUAAGCGAACGCGAAAAGUUGGACGCAAUAGAGCUUCGGAAAGCGCUCGCUGAACAGGUGGAUGUUGGGGGUUUCGGUUUUGCUUGUAAAACGGAUAAAUUAAGAUUAAUUACAAGCAAAUUAGUUCCCGAGGGCGAAGCUCGAACUUUGGACGAUAUAGACGUAUGUGUAAAGCCGAUUAAGACACUAAGAGGAUUUCGGCGGAAAAAAGUUCAUCAAAGCGUUACAAGGACCGAUACUUGGGAGAUGAAAGGGAGCGGAGGCGAAAUAAAAUUAGUAUGCGAGCUCCGGGUCGACGUGGGAAAGCGAUUUUCGUACGUUUCACGGAACCUGAUCGGAAAGCUGCGCGCCGAUCCGCUGAAAAUUUUCGACUGCUGCGAAAGCGCUCCGAAAUGUUCAGAUUCAAAUGGAAAGGUUUACACCUGUAGAGCGUUGCUUGAUCAAGGAUCACAACAACAUUUAAUUACGGAAGAAAUGUGUAAAAGAUUACACUUAACUACAAAAUCUGUGCAUGCAGGCAUAAGUUCGGUCUGUGGUAGUUACAAUGAAAUUAAACAUGCUACUACGCUUCACUUUAAAUCAUUGCACGAUAAUUAUACCGGAAAAAUUGCAUGUUUGGUAGUCCCCAAUAUAAAUCGAAAUUAUCCCAUAGAUACGUUCGACAAAUCCGAGAUUCCGGUUCCCCAAAAUUUAAAUUUAGCAGAUCCUAAUUACAACAUUUCAAGUCCUAUUGACAUUUUAAUUGGCGCGGCUUUGUUUUGGGAACUGCUUCGAGACGGACGGAUGAAACUGUCGAACGAACAGACUUUUCUUCAUAACACAUGUUUGGGGUGGAUAUUGGGUGGACCAUUUACAGCGGCAGCAAUCCAGAUUAAUAGUAUAUUUUGCGGUAAUUUAAACACCUGUGCAUUAGAACAUUUAGACAAACAAGUAACAAAAUUUUGGGAGGUCGAAAAUUAUGACAACCGUAUCGAAAACUUAAGUUCUGAGGAUCAGUUGUGCGAAAAUUUAUUCGUAAAACAACACAGCAGAGAUCCCAAUGGGAAAUUUAUUGUGCGCUUACCAUUUAAGGCAAAUCCUCCCAAUUUAGGUUCUACAAAGGAAAUAGCCUACAAGCGAUUUAGGUCUCUCGAAAAGAAAUUUGAAAACAAUUAUGAAUUUAGGAAUCAAUAUUGCACUUUCAUGGCCGAUUACAUUGCACUUAAUCAUAUGCAACUGGCAACAGAUCACAAUAUUCACGAAGGUUGUUUCCUGCCGCAUCACGGUGUGAUUAAGGAUUCGAGCCUAACGACAAAAGUACGAGCCGUUUUUGAUGCCAGCACAAAGUCGUCAUCCGGAUUUAGUCUCAAUGAUUAUCUACUACCGGGACAAAAUCUUCAAACCGAUAUAUUUUCAUUAUUGGUGAGGUCCAGACAAUACCAGUUUGUGCUAUCUGCUGAUAUUGUAAAAAUGUUUCGGCAAAUUUGGGUGGCACCAGACGACUGGAAAUAUAAAAAAGUUUUAUGGCGUUCAAAUCCAGACGAACCCAUACGGAUAUAUUGCUUGAAAACAGUGUCAUAUGGCAUGGCUUGUGCGCCUUAUUUAGCCAUGCGAUGUUUGCGACAAUUAGCAGUAGAAACCGCGGACUCUUAUCCACACGCCAGUAGGGUCAUUUUGGAAGACUUUUACAUGGAUGAUCUUCUAACGGGUACAAAUGACGAAACCGAAGCAAUCACACUUCGCGAUAAUUUAAUAAAUAUUUUAGGUAGUGGCGGUUUCGAAAUCACAAAGUGGGCUUCUAAUAAUGACGCUCUUCUGCCACAGUGUCACAGUGACAACACUGCACUCGUGCGUUUAGAUGAAAAUAUGCAAACAAAAACGUUAGGCCUAAGUUGGGAUUGUGCGAAUGAUAAUUUAAAAUAUGACUUCAAACUACAACAUCCAAUUAAAAUUACUAAACGAUCCGUUUUAAGCACAAUAGCCACGGUGUAUGACCCCAUAGGCAUCUUAGGUCCUGUCCUAGUGUCAGCAAAAUUAAUAUUACAAAAAUUAUGGCAAUUACAAUCCGACUGGGAUGACGAAUUGCCACCUGAACUAAAUAAACAAUUUGAGCACUUUCUCGCUGAACUACAGCAUGUAAAUGAAAUCCAAAUUCCUCGGAAGGUAGUUGCAGAUUAUCCGUAUCAAAAAAUACAAAUUCACGGAUUUAGCGACGCGAGUACAAAGGCCUACGGGGCGGCAGUUUAUAUAAGAACGACUGAUAUAUCAAAUUCGCAUACUGUGAAACUUCUUUGUUCGAAGACACGAGUUGCUCCAAUUAAACAAAUUACCCUACCUAGAUUAGAAUUAUGCGCCGCUACUUUACUUGCCAAAUUAAUGUCUAAAGUCAAAAAUGCGAUGAAAAUUAAUUUUGACGACUGUUACUUAUGGAGCGAUUCAACAAUUGCAUUAUCUUGGAUAGCGGCAUCACCAAAUCGUUGGCAAACAUUUGUUGCUAACCGUGUGUCAGAAAUUCAAACUCUUACUAAUAAUUGUAAAUGGCGUCAUGUAAUCAGCAACGAAAAUCCCGCAGAUAUAAUUUCAAGAGGAAUGGACCCAAGUGAGCUAAAAUCAUGUGACUUAUGGUGGCACGGUCCGUCUUUUUUAACUAAAGAUUUAAACGAAUGGCCAGUACCAAAAAGCGUUUUAAAUAAUAAUUUACCUGAAGAGCGCAAAAUUUCACUAGUUUCACAUUGCACUUCAGACGAAUCUUCGCUUUCUUCAUUGUUUACGAGAGUUAGUACAUAUAAAAGACUAAAACGCAUUGUAGCAUACUGUUACAGAUUUAUUAAUAAAUUGCAGAAAAAACAGUGUAAUUAUUCAGGUGAAUUAUCGGUGGAAGAAUUAGACGCAGCGCAUAUUAAUACCAUAAAGUUAGUUCAAAAAGAUCAAUUUUCAUCCGAAAUAAAAGAGCUGCAAAGCAACGGGUUCAUAAACAACAAUAGCCAUUUGAAAUCGCUAAAUAUAUUUAUGGAUGACAACGGCAUUUUGAGAGUGGGAGGGCGCUUGCAAAACGCAAAAAUAAAUUACGAUAUGAAACAUCAAAUCCUCCUUCCAAAAAAUCAUUAUGUGACAAAAAUUAUCAUACGUGACGCACACACGGACACACUACACGCAGGAACGCAGGCAACUCUGGCGGCAGUAAGAAGGCAAUUUUGGCCCGUAUGUGGAAAAACAACUAUCAAAAAGAUAAUACACAAUUGCGUAAAAUGUCGUCGAGUGAAACCCAUUACCUAUGAACAAUUGAUGGGUAAUUUACCUUUUGAUCGAGUCAAUCCAUCUAGACCAUUUUCAAAUUGUGGCGUAGAUUACGCGGGUCCUAUCAUGAUAAAAGAAGGACGUGGUCGCGGAAAAAGAAGCAUCAAGUGUUAUGUCGUAGUUUUUGUUUGCCUCGUCACAAAAGCUAUUCAUUUAGAUUUAGUACUCGAUUAUACGUCACAAUCUUUUCUUAAUUGUCUGAAACGUAUGAUAUCCAGACGCGGUAAGAUUUUACAUAUGUACUCGGAUAACGGUACUAAUUUUGUAGGCGCGAAUCGAGAACUAAAAUAUUUAAAGAAAUUGUUCGAUAGUGACGAAUUUCAAAGAUCAGUAAUUGAUAAUAUCACAGAGCAGGGAAUUAAAUGGCAAUUUAUUCCACCAAAUUCGCCACAUAUGGGUGGUAUUUGGGAAGCAGGGGUCAAAUCUUUUAAGCACCAUUACAAACGAAUAGCGGGAACCUCUUUGCUUACGGCAGAAGAGAUGUAUACACUUCUUACCCAAAUUGAAUCAAUUCUGAAUUCUCGCCCCUUAACACCUUUGAGCAAUGACCCCAAUGACUUGGAACCACUAACGCCGGGUCACUUCCUCAUCGGAUCUGCAUUAACCGAUCUACCUGAACCAUGCCUACUUGCGAUAAAAGAAAACCGAUUGACGAGAUGGCAGCGAGUCGAGCAGCUGCGUCAAACGUUCUGGAGAAGGUGGACUGCAGAAUAUCUGACCCAACUACAGCCACGGAACCGUUGGAGUCAACGAAACGCGAAUUCCAUAAGCAAAGGAUCCAUGGUGGUUUUACGUGACGAGAACACCCCGCCGCUGAUGUGGAGACUAGGCCGUGUCGUAGAGCUGCACCCAGGAAAAGACAACGUAGUGAGAGUAGUGUCGCUGAAGACGAGCAGCGGUGUAGUGAAACGUGCGGUUAAUCGGAUUUGUGUGCUCCCAGUGGACGAAGUUGUUGAUUAA
Zophobas morio is the source of this 4608-nucleotide messenger RNA. RefSeq lists its product as uncharacterized. Gene Ontology annotation, biological process: DNA integration. The record is from RefSeq and is a predicted model, not a curated record. Lineage: Eukaryota; Metazoa; Arthropoda; Insecta; Coleoptera; Tenebrionidae. The transcript is spliced from 5 exons. Gene Ontology annotation, molecular function: nucleic acid binding. Bases 1 to 4608 code for a protein of 1535 amino acids.